Molecule: messenger RNA, 1644 nt
Organism: Suillus paluster
Lineage: Eukaryota; Fungi; Basidiomycota; Agaricomycetes; Boletales; Suillaceae
Product: amidase signature domain-containing protein
Exons: 5
Coding region: 1-1644 (547 amino acids)
Source: RefSeq, a predicted model, not a curated record
AUGGUCUCAGUCAAAAUCCACGACGUAGCCGCCCAAAAACGACAGGAGCGCGAGGCAAAGCUAUUCGCAUAUCGCGAAGGCCGUAUUCAUGUUCCAAAUGAUGUCGUCGACCUCUCACAGUACCUCCUUACCAAGCUCACGGAAACAGGAGCGUGCUAUCAUUUAGUUCGCAAGCGAGUCUAUACUGCGCAGGACGUUCUGCGGUCCUUUGUCAAAGUAGCGGUGGCCGCCCAAGAUGUCACCAACUGUCUUUCAGAAGUUUUCCUCGAUGAAGCAUUCCUACGAGCCAAAGAGCUUGACCAAUAUCUGGAGACAACUGGAAAUGUCAUAGGGCCACUGCACGGUUUACCAGUUUCGAUAAAAGAUCACAUCAAAAUCAAAGGUCUGGAUACUUCGUCAGGCUAUCUUGGUUGGGCAUACAAAACUGUUGCGGACAGUGAUGGACUGGUGGUGGAAAUCCUGCGCAACGCCGGGGCAAUUCUAUACGUCAAAACACAGAAUCCGCAGACUUUACUUUCACUCGAGACGGACAACAACGUAUUCGGCAGGACUGUUAACCCAUUCAAUCGCAACUUAACUCCCGGAGGAAGCAGUGGUGGCGAGGGUGCGCUUAUAGCAUGUCACGGUAGUCCUAUGGGUGUCGGGACUGAUAUCGGCGGGAGCAUUCGGAUCCCCGCAGCGCAUUGUGGUUUGUAUGGACUGAAAGGGUCGGUGGCACGUCUGCCACAUUCUGGUCUUCUGGGCUCGCAUGACGGGAUGGAUGCAAUUGUAGGUUGUGUCGGACCGUUGGCAACAUCUGCGAGGGAUCUUGAGUUAUUCUGUCGAGUUAUGCUCGAUGCAAAGCCAUGGCUCGAUGAACCCCCACUCUUAGAAAUGCCAUGGAAAAGAGCUAUGGCGAACGGCGAAGGUUUACCAGAAAAACUUGCAAUUGCCAUCCUUUUUGACGACGGCGUCGUCGCGCCGCAUCCUCCAAUCAUGCAGGCUUUGGACCAGUAUAAAGACGCCUUAGUACGCGCGGGGCACGACGUAAUCGAGUGGCAUGCACUGGACCAUCAGAAUGGAUGGGACCUGAUUGCGAAGCUGUAUUUACUAGACGGUGGAGCAGAGUAUCACGAAACUAUCAGAGCAGGCGGAGAGUUUGAGGUACCACAAACGGAAUGGAUACUUAAACAUGCACAGGGACGAGAUUCAUAUACGCCCGCGAAGAUAUUCAAGCUCAACUUAGAGCGGGAGGCGUUCCGCUCAAAAGCAUUGGCGCACUGGAAUGCCACUCAUCAACAUACCGUUAGUGGACGUCCUGUGGACGUUAUCCUCUGUCCAGUUGCACCUACGUUAGCUCCGCCUCACGACACAACUCGCUGGUGGGGUUAUACCUCUCACUGGAACCUACUAGACUUGCCAGGUGUCGUCUUCCCUGUUGGCCGCUUCAAAGCCACACCAUCUGCCACCUAUCCACCUCUUCUACCGUCAAGGAAUGAUGUUGAAAACUUUAUUCAUGGUCAAUGGAACCCAGCUACAUAUGAUAAUGCUCCCAUAAGUCUACAGCUCGUGGGUCGGAGACACAACGAGGAGAAGUUGUUGGCUAUGCUAAAUGUGGUGGAGGAAGCGUUCCGAGAGAACGCAAGACAAGGAGUUCGUUCCUAG